Messenger RNA from Ostrea edulis (European flat oyster), 930 nucleotides. RefSeq lists its product as uncharacterized. The coding region runs from base 1 to 930 and encodes 309 amino acids. NCBI's taxonomy places the organism in Eukaryota, Metazoa, Mollusca, Bivalvia, Ostreida, Ostreidae. The transcript has 3 exons. The record is from RefSeq and is a predicted model, not a curated record.
AUGAGGAGUGAACAUGAAAAGCAACAAAAGGUAGUUGCUGAUGAUGUUGAAACUCUCAACAUUAUUCAAACUGAACCAACAAUGACAUCUUUUUCAACGCAGACGAGCAUAACAGAAAGCAGAUCUGCAGGCACACAGUGGAUAGAUCCCACACUACAUGAGCAUGAAUACGCUAGGCCGUGCAUUUCAGUAGCCAGGGAUACAGGAACACAGACGAAACCCAGUGAGAGACAAAGGAAUCUUGCCAAUCGAUUUGGAAUAUCCGAGUCUUAUGUGUGCACAAUUUUCAAUCAAAGAUUCUCUUUUAUGGCUUCAAAACUGAAAAACUUAAUUGUUUGGCUUCCACAUGAAACAAUCAAAGCCGCCAUGCCAAAAUCUUUUCGUGAGAACUAUCCGAAAACGACAGUCAUAAUUGAUUGCGCUGAAACUUUCAUCCAACGAGCAAAACACUUGAAGACAAGAGGAGAAACAUACAGCCACUACAAGUCCAACAACACAGGAAAGAAUUUGGUUGGUAUUGCACCACAUGGACAGAUUACGAUUAUAUCUAAAGGCUUUGGAGGAAGAUCUAGUGAUAAAGCAAUUCUGGAAGAGUCUGACAUUCUAAAUUACCUUCUUCCUGGGGAUGAAAUUAUGGCGGAUCGAGGUUUUACCAUUGAUGACUUACUCUUUCUCUUGAAAGUGAAACUUAAUAUUCCAGCUUUUACGAAAGGUAAAGACCAACUUUCAGAAGAGGAUGUAACAGAGACAAGACGAAUUGCCACUGUACGGAUUCAUGUGGAACGGGCUAUUAGACGUUUAAAAGUGUUCUGCAUACUUAGUCAGGUAGUUCCCGUUACCUCUGUUAAGAAACUCAGUGACUACUUGAUUGUUUGUGCUGCAUUGGUUAAUCUGAGAUCUAACCUUAUCAAAGAUAAAGAUGAUAACUGA